AGAAAUUAAGCACAUACAAAAUAUAUAAAAGUUCUCGAAUCUCACAAUAGAUGAGAAGAGGGAAACCAGUAAUUCACCAAGAAAUAUGGCUUCCAAAUACAAAGCAAUGCCUUCUCUAAUGCCUAUGAGAUUGUUGCUGGUGCCAAAAUAUAACCAAACAGUAAAGGACAUGGAAGUCUAAACACAAUAAAAAUCACACAAAUGGCUGAUUAAUGUGACACCCAUUAUUACACAAAUAUAACGGCUUGGUUUCCUUCUAGAAGAGAAUAACCUGCAGAUAUGCUAAGAACCGUCCAGUUCAAAACAAAAGGUUGAAGGAAAUAUGGACCCAUCCUUGAACUGGUCAAACAUGCAGUACUAGUGUAAAACCAAAUCAAGCUUGGCAAGACAGUCGGACACAGUACUAAACUCGAACUAAAGUACUAGACAAAAACCUGCACAGCAUCCAUGUUGCCGCCUAAGGAGAAGUAGAGUCACUAAAUAAAAUUCUCCAUGAGACACGACGAUAAUAAGGCUACAAUAGCAUAAACUUCACUGGGAGCUGAACCAUAAAGCUCCAACAGAUACAUUUCGACACUUUUAUGAAAAUGCCGGCCAAUUCUCUGCUUCCUUACCCUAUAUAUGAUACUUUCCCAACAGAUAACAGAAGCAUAGGCAUCAGCUACUAUCCCUUCUACCUCAUUCACAAGGGUUUUGCUCACCAUGGCUUUGAUCCCUUUUCUUACUCUCAUUUUCCUGUUUAGCUUCUGUUGUGUAAAUGCUCAGCAAAAUGACCUCUUUCCAACCACUACUAAAUGGAGCAAUUUGCAAACAUACAUUGUCCAUGUAAGGAAACCAGAGGGCAGGGUUUUUGCUCAAACAGAAGACCUGAAGAGCUGGCAUGAAUCUUUCCUGCCGGCCAUUACCACAGCAAGCUCAGAUGAACAGCCACGCAUGCUUUACUCGUACCAAGAAGUGAUCAGUGGUUUUGCAGCCAGACUCACUCAGGAGCAAGUGAGAGCAAUGAAGGAGAUGGAUGGCUUUGUGGCAGCACAUCCCGAGAGAGUAUUUCGUCGGAAAACUACACACACACCCAACUUCUUGGGGCUGCAUCAACAAAAAGGUAUAUGGAAAGAAUCCAAUUUUGGGAAGGGAGUGAUCAUUGGAGUACUGGAUGGUGGAAUUGAGCCCAACCAUCCUUCAUUUAGUGGUGCAGGAAUUCCACCUCCACCUGCAAAAUGGAAAGGGAGGUGUGACUUUAACGCGUCAGACUGCAAUAACAAGUUAAUUGGUGCAAGGGCUUUCAAUCUUGCAGCUCAGGCAUUGAAAGGAGAUCAACCUGAGGCACCAAACGAUAUAGACGGACAUGGGACCCACACAGCAAGCACAGCUGCUGGUGCAUUUGUGCAGAAUGCUGAUGUGCUGGGAAAUGCAAAAGGUACAGCAGUCGGGAUAGCACCUUAUGCUCACCUGGCAAUAUACAAAGUGUGCUUCGGAGAACCCUGUCCCGAGGCCGAUAUACUAGCUGCGCUUGAAGCGGCUGUUCAGGAUGGUGUUGAUGUGAUCUCAAUCUCUCUUGGCGAAGAUUCAGUUCCAUUUUUCAAUGACAGUACUGCAAUAGGCUCAUUUGCAGCAAUCCAAAAGGGAAUAUUUGUAAGUUGUUCAGCUGGAAAUUCUGGCCCAUUUAAUGGCACUCUUUCUAAUGAAGCCCCCUGGAUUCUAACAGUUGGAGCAAGCACCAUAGAUAGACGUAUUGUAGCCACGGCAAAGCUUGGAAAUGGAGAAGAAUUUGAUGGCGAAUCUCUCUUUCAGCCAAAAGAUUUCCCUUCAACCUUGUUGCCGCUUGUUUAUGCUGGAGUAAACGGUAAAGCAAAUUCUGCAUUGUGCGCUGAAGGAUCCUUGAAAGGUCUCAGUGUUAAAGGUAAGGUAGUUUUGUGUGAGCGAGGCGGGGGAAUAGGAAGAAUUGCCAAGGGAGAGGAAGUGAAAAAUGCUGGAGGUGCUGCCAUGAUUCUUGUGAAUGAAGAAACCGAUGGCUUCAGUACAUCAGCUGAUGUUCAUGUUCUUCCUGCAACACAUGUGAGCCAUGCAGCUGGACUGAAGAUCAAAGCGUAUAUAAAUUCAACAGCAACACCAACAGCGACAAUAUUAUUCAAAGGAACUGUCAUUGGAGACUCAUCCACUCCUGCCGUUGCUUCCUUCUCUUCAAGAGGCCCCAGCCUGGCAAGUCCAGGUAUUCUGAAACCAGACAUUAUUGGACCAGGCGUAAGCAUUCUUGCUGCAUGGCCAUUCCCUGUUGACAACACCACAAAUUCAAAAGUCAAUUUCAACAUAAUUUCUGGAACUUCAAUGUCAUGCCCGCAUCUCAGUGGCAUUGCAGCUUUGCUCAAGAGCUCUCACCCUUACUGGUCACCAGCUGCCAUCAAAUCUGCUAUAAUGACUUCUGCUGAUCUUCUAAAUUUGGAAGGAAAACCAAUUCCCGAUGAAACACUUCAGCCUGCAGAUGUCUUAGCCACCGGUGUAGGCCAUGUCAAUCCAUCAAAGGCAAAUGACCCAGGAUUAGUAUAUGAUAUUCAACCUGAUGAUUAUAUCCCUUAUCUUUGUGGCUUGGGCUACAAAGACGAUGAAGUAAGUAUCCUUGUGCACAGACCAAUAAAGUGCUCAAAGGUAUCAAGCAUACCUGAAGGAGAGCUGAACUACCCUUCAUUUUCUGUCGCACUGGGACCAUCUCAGACAUUCACACGAACUGUGACAAAUGUUGGUGAGGCAUACUCAUCUUAUGCAGUCAAGGUUAACGCACCAGAAGAAGUCUAUGUGAGUAUCAAUCCCAAAACACUUUACUUCUCAAAGGUGAACCAGAAGCUGUCGUAUUCAGUGACAUUCAGUCGUAUUGGUUCAAGAGGCAAAGCUGGUGAAUUCACUCAAGGAUUUCUAACAUGGGUUUCUGCUAAACACGUCGUUAGGAGUCCAAUUUCUGUUAAACUCCAGUGAGUAAUGGAUGCAUAUCAUAUAGUGGGCACGUGGUGACUUGUAGUUUCAUCAAAGUUCAUGGUGCUGUAUGUGAUCAAACAUAUUUGUACCUACUCAUUUCCUUAUGUUUUUUCAAUAACAUGGCAACUAUUUAAAGGAGACCACUCGAAGAAUUUAAGCAAAGGACAAAAAGAAACCCUCCGACACCCAAGUUACCAGAGAUAAAGAAGUCCCGUUGAAGGAAUAAUUAAAAUUAAAUUAAAUAUAAUACGCGGUGUUUAGAAAGAAAACAAUGUCACAAAUAUAGAAAUCCCAUAAUCCAAUGCACUUUCUCACAUCUAACUCAAGUUUUAUUUUUAAUUCAGUAACGAAAACUACUGAGA
Molecule: messenger RNA, 3329 nt
Organism: Prunus persica (peach)
Lineage: Eukaryota; Viridiplantae; Streptophyta; Magnoliopsida; Rosales; Rosaceae
Product: subtilisin-like protease SBT1.2
Exons: 1
Coding region: 703-2967 (754 amino acids)
Biological process (GO): proteolysis
Molecular function (GO): serine-type endopeptidase activity
Source: RefSeq, a predicted model, not a curated record